Molecule: messenger RNA, 630 nt
Organism: Ostertagia ostertagi
Lineage: Eukaryota; Metazoa; Nematoda; Chromadorea; Rhabditida; Trichostrongylidae
Source: the annotation of a GenBank genome assembly
AUGACGGAAAAGGUUCAACACUAUGGGUAUUCGGUGAUGCAAGUCAGCUGGCAAUAUCCUGCUGCAGCUACGUUACUCACCCACCCAGCAAUCAAACAAAGGGCUUAUUGUGCGCAAAAACACGGCUCGCUCCAAAAGAAAGACUCCGCAGCAAUAGCAUUAGCCUGGACACAAACCUCAAGAAGGCUUCCUCUUUUCGUAGCUAAUCAGGUGGACAGAAUCAAAAAGCUUCACCAUUCUAUCCAAGAACUCGGAAUAUCAUUACAAUUGAGCUACAUUGAGUCCGAAAAUAAUCCCGCUGAUAUCGCGACUCGGCCUGUAGCUAAAGGACAGUUCAAGGCUAGCGAAUGGCUCUCAGGUCCUCAAUGGUUUAAAUUACAACCAAGUGAUUGGCCAAUUGACUCAUCAUGGGAGCCGAAUUCGAGCGACCAAAUCAGCGCUGCGACAACAUGCGCACCCACGGUCAAAGCACCACCACACCGAACUCACGCCAUUAUACCUUCGCGCUUCGAGUUAUCACGACUUGUACACAUGGCGCGCGCAAUAAGGCUUGUAUGCGAGAUUGCGAAUCAACGGCCGAAACACAGAACCACCCGCCGCUCCGCUGUACAACGCUCCUCCAGACAAUAA